Molecule: messenger RNA, 2019 nt
Organism: Aspergillus calidoustus
Lineage: Eukaryota; Fungi; Ascomycota; Eurotiomycetes; Eurotiales; Aspergillaceae
Source: the annotation of a GenBank genome assembly
AUGCCUCACGCAAAGCGCAUCCGUCUACGACGCACACAUCCCGGGCUUCCACACGAUCGCCAGACAGCCUGCUGCGAGCGCGGUAAAGACAGCACUCAGCUCUAUGAUACUGUGGAGUGGGAACCGACUUUUCGCUGCGAUCUGGGAACCUGUCCUGUCCUGCCGGAUAGAACAAAGACCGAGAUCCUGGGCGAAUCCCACCAUGGAAGCGGGUCCAGGGGCUGCCUUGGUGAGUUUAUUGAGUGGGAUCUCAAUAUGCCAGUCUAUGAAACCACGUACCGGAAGCUGUGUUAUAACCCAGACGACUCUAUCAGGACCUGGAAUGAGUGUGACUGGCACGACGAUACAGAUCCCCCACCCGAGGGCAAGUCUGAGGGAUACUGCAGCUCGACCUGUCCCGCUGGCACGGUGCGUCUCGCGAUGGAGAAAACAGGGGAUUGCUUAAAAUACGGCGGAAAGCGCGUCUUCUGCUGCAAAGAUGGCUACUACACAACGGAGACUCGCGAAGAUCCCUCAAUCCAGAGAUUCGCGGAUGUCCUUGAUGGCUACGAGCUGGACGGCAGUUGUGACCAUGUGCCAGGACCAAACGUGGAAGGCGAUGAUGUCGAGGUGGCUCCGCAGUAUCGCUCUGACGUGAUCGAGUUUAUACUACCUGAAACGGCCAAGAUGAUCAAGGAAGUCUCUCCAGAUGCGCGGCAAAGAAGAAUAGGAGAUAUCUGGGACGAUGAUUUCGCGCUCGAGCAUGAGGUGGAGAAUCUCCGAAUGGGCGUCAUGAAACCCAACUUGCUCAAUCACUAUGUUUUCAUCGAAAAAGGGGCCGAGUUCAUAGCGAACGGUCUGUGGUGCAGACCGCAGAUCUACAACGAGACCCUGGAGACCGAGGAUGUUCCCUGGCCCUGCCUGGGCGAUCCCUGCGACCCAGACGCGGACCCAGAUUUGUGCGAGACGGAAGAAAUAGAAGAUGGCGAUGACCCACACGUGUUGCCUGACCCUGAUGACCUGUUUAGAGGCUCGACUUCGACUUCGGAAUUGGACAAACGUGUCGCAGCCAAGGUGUUCCGCGUGUUUUGCCACACUUCCCCUGGCCCUGGGAUCCCGCAAGGUUGGCAAACCGGACUGUCCAUCAUGCCACGCCCCUACAAACGGGCGGGGCUAUGGGGUGCACACACACGUAUCUUCCGAAAUGCUCUAUCCUACAUGUCUGCCACCGACUGUGGGAACCCUGACCUGAAACCGGAGAUGAAGACCGGGCGGCACCAUGACACCGAGCAUAUCCUGGAGCUUCAGAUCAUCGCGCAGUUUCUCCAGUACGCUACCUGGGGCAGACUCGUGGACGGGUCGGACUCCGACUUUGAUCCGAUUCCUUGUGAAUUGUUCAUUCCGCAAACCCGUGGAGGCGAGGGCAUCCUGCAAGACAACAAUUACAUGGACUUGAAUAGGUUUCCUCUGUUCUCGGCGGAUUUGUUAAGUGCCGAACCAGCAGCGCGACUGAUGAACGCUUUGGGGUCGUCGACUAAUGAGGAUAAUUUCUAUCUUCUCGAGAAGGUUGUCAAUGGCAUGAAGAGUAGGAUCUUCGCCAACAAUCGUCUCAUGGACGACACGAGAAGGACUCUCCUCAUCGCCAACAUCGCAAGGCCGGGGCAGAUUCUGGGUGAGAUCAAGUCCGCAAUAGCAGUGUGGAUCUAUUUGAACCGGCCAGAUGUGCUGGACUCCCUCAAAGUCCUCGUCCGAAACGUGCGCAAAGUGUUGGUCCACCUCGAGGAAGAAUACAACGAUUGGAACCCGAAUUCCCAAAUCGACCUGCUGUCGGCCUGGGACGAAUGGUUCAACCACAUGAUCAAAUAUCACGCGGAUCGGACAGAGCGGUGGGUGGCGGAAACGAUUCAGAUGACAGCCACGUACUGGAACACGGUGGUCCCUCAGAGCCAUCCUUUCCGCCCCGCCGUCAUGGGGAGCCUCCGAACAUUGUCGGGGUGGAACUGGGCGAGGGUGGAUUGGCGGCACCCUGCCAUUGUGUAG